Galendromus occidentalis (western predatory mite) is the source of this 864-nucleotide messenger RNA. RefSeq lists its product as uncharacterized. The coding region runs from base 1 to 864 and encodes 287 amino acids. Lineage: Eukaryota; Metazoa; Arthropoda; Arachnida; Mesostigmata; Phytoseiidae. Gene Ontology annotation, molecular function: protein binding. The record is from RefSeq and is a predicted model, not a curated record. The transcript has 5 exons.
AUGAGUUUCUCCAGGAACACAACUUUCCUCGUUUUCGCUUCAAUCCUUGCGGCAGUCUGUGCCGAAGAGGCGUUGGUACCGCUCGUGGAUUUGGUCGAUAUCACAGACCUCGGCAUCAGUCUCCGGUGGGAUGUAAUUCUCCCGCUCGAUCCGAGAGACUGUCACUUCUUGGUUGAAGUUUGCCCCGACAUACAUGGUCUUCCUUGUUUCACAUAUGAUCGGCUACCCCACGAUACGCGAACGCUACUGACAGAGUUCAAACCCUUUGUUCUUCAUAAUAUAACAGUCAGCACCGUUUGUCAAUACUUCGAUGAACAAGCGAUCAGAGCGACUUCUGAAGCUCGCACCGUCUUCGCCGCCAUCCAUCCCUCCGCUCCUGAAGUCCAGCUGGUGGAGAAGCUCGAAGAAAGUAUCUCCAUCCGCUGGCUCGCUCCCGGAAAACCGGCAGGCCCAAUUCAUGGAUACGAAUUAAUCAUCAUAAACUCCGAAAACGAGGCCUCGUCUGAUAAUAAUUGGGUCGAUCGUCCCUCGACCACUCUGGACUGGAAAUUCGAAGACCUGGAUGAAGACACUGCGUACGUCGUGAAGGUUCGCGCGUACAACAUAAACAAAAAUGGGAAGCAUCUCACAUCGCCCGGAUCUACGCUAAAGGUGAAAACAGGAUCCCGUGGGAAAGGCUACUUCUGGGACGGUCUUCUCGCAGUUUUCGGCUUGACCAGUGCCUGCGCUGUUCUAUACGCAAUCUACAUCAGAUACAGAAGACACCGUGGGAACUGGAAUCAUUAUGAAUCGCGGACUAACGCUCUCUUCCAAGCUAGAGAUGGAAUCGAAAUCGAGAUGGGGGAGGAACCGUACGUCUGCUGA